Messenger RNA from Meloidogyne enterolobii, 582 nucleotides. The record is from the annotation of a GenBank genome assembly. NCBI's taxonomy places the organism in Eukaryota, Metazoa, Nematoda, Chromadorea, Rhabditida, Meloidogynidae.
AUGCACUCGCCAUGGUUUGAUCCAACAUUUCCAGAGCCUUUAAAUUUUGGGGCUAUUGGAACUUUGAUAGGUCACGAAAUUUCUCAUGGAUUUGAUUCUUCUGGUUUUCAUUUUGAUGAAAAUGGUGAUAGAAUUGAUCAAAAAGAUGUAGAUAAAGAAACACACAAAAAGAUGGAAGAAAGAUUUGAAUGUUUUAUCGAACAAUAUAAUAAUUAUGAGAACAACAAAUUACGCCCAAAUACUCGUUUUACAUUAUCAGAAAAUAUAGCUGACAAUGCUGGUAUUCGGGCAUCAUAUAGAGCUUGGAAAUUAUUUACAACUACUCAAAGAAAAUUUAAAAAUUUAGAAAAUUCUUUAAAUAAAUUUACUGAUGAACAAAUGUUUUUCAUUGGAAAUGCAUUUACUUAUUGUUCCGUAAUGACAGAAGAAGACGCAAAUAAUUAUGCAAAAACAGAUAAUCAUGCUCUUCCAAAAGCAAGAGUUAAUUUGCCUCUUAGUAAUUUCCAAGCAUUUGCAAACGCAUUUGAAUGCCCUUCUGGAAGUAAAAUGAAUAAUAAUGAACAAAAAUGUCAACUUUGGUAA